This is a messenger RNA of Plectropomus leopardus (leopard coralgrouper), 4010 nucleotides long. RefSeq names its product acyl-CoA oxidase 3, pristanoyl (gene acox3). Gene Ontology annotation, molecular function: fatty acid binding; FAD binding; pristanoyl-CoA oxidase activity. Gene Ontology annotation, biological process: fatty acid beta-oxidation using acyl-CoA oxidase; lipid homeostasis. Lineage: Eukaryota; Metazoa; Chordata; Actinopteri; Perciformes; Serranidae. Gene Ontology annotation, cellular component: peroxisome. The record is from RefSeq and is a predicted model, not a curated record.
UAUCUUUUGGCCUAAGAAAACAACCGACCUGCAUGUUACCUCUGACACACAACCACACGGAAACAGCGCGGAACACAGCUCAGGUCGGUCUGACCCAGCAGUUAAACAGGCGGCACACAGUACACGAGAGCAAAGUGCCCGAUGUCCUUGCACGUUGAACACCUUCAGUCUGAACACAUGAAGAUGGAUCACGCGGUGGCUGAUUUACCCAGCGGCCCGCUGGAUAUCUACAGGAAACAAGCCUCGUUCAGCUGGAAAGACAUGCUCUGCUUCUUAGAGGGAGAGGAAAUCCUGGCGUUCAAGCAACAUGUGUUUAAGACACUGGAGGACGACCCUCUGUUUGCACGUCGGCCUGGUGAAGACGUCCCCAUCGAGAAAAUGAGAGAGCUCACCUUCCUCAGGGUGAAACAGCUUUUCCGCUAUGACUUCAUGACACAAGAGGAGGCGAUGGCCAACCCCUGGAAGGGUGUGGCCCUUAAUGAUUCUCUGGGCAUGUAUGAUUGGGCGCUGUCGGCCAAGUACUUCCUCAACAAAGGGAUGUUUGGAGCGACUAUCGCAAGGACAGGAUCAAAGAGACACAGCAAAUUUGUUCAAUACACUGAAGACAUGACGACGUACGGAUGCUUUGCACUGACUGAGCUGAGCCACGGCAGCAACACCAGAGCCAUGAGGACCACAGCGACAUACGACCCCUCCAGCCAGGAGUUUGUGAUCAACUCUCCGGACUUUGAGGCUGCUAAGUUCUGGGUGGGGAACUUGGGGAAGACUGCCACCCACGCCAUGGUUUUCGCUCAGCUCUACACGCCUGACGGGGAGUGUCACGGCCUGCACUCCUUCAUCGUGCAGGUGAGAGAUCCAAAGACCCUGCUGGCGAUGCCUGGUGUGCUGGUCGGAGACAUGGGCAAGAAGCUGGGCCAGAACGGACUGGAUAACGGGUUUGCUUUGUUUCAUAAUGUGCGGAUCCCUCGGGAGAAUCUGCUGAAUAAAACUGGAGAUGUUACUCCUGAUGGACGCUACGUCACACCUUUCAAGGACCCCAACAAGCGGUUCGGGGAGUCUCUGGGCGCCCUGUCAGGAGGCAGAUUGUCCAUCACCAGAAUGGCUCAGGUCAACCUGAAGCUGGCUCUGGUUAUUGCCAUCCGCUUCUCAGCCGCCAGGAGACAGUUUGGACCCAAAGACACAGAGGAGAUUCCUGUAUUGGAGUACCAGCUACAGCAAUGGCGUCUGAUCCCGUACCUGGCGGCAGCGUGCCUCGAACACUUCAGCAAAACCAUCUUCAUGAACUUCGUCGAGCUCCAGGUCGGACAGAUGAUGAGGGACAAGAGUGAAAGACAAGCAGAGAUGGGCAGGGAGAUGCACGCCAUCAGCUGCUCUAGUAAACCACUGGGCUCGUGGACCGCUCAGAGGGGGAUCCAGGAGUGCAGGGAGGCCUGCGGGGGACAUGGAUACCUGGCCAUGAACCGGCUGGGUGAUCUGCGUAAUGACAACGACCCAAACUGCACAUACGAAGGAGACAACAACGUCUUACUGCAGCAGACCAGCAACUACCUGCUGAGCAGGCUCCAUGCCAAACGCCGUGAUGGUGUGCGGAUUGAGUCUCCCCUUCACACCGUGGAUUUCCUGGAUGAUUCCCGAAAGAUCCUAGAAAGCAAGUUUACAGCAACAACAGUGGAGGAGUGUAUGGACGCUGCAGUUCCUCUGGCUGCCUACAAGUGGCUGGUGUGUUUCCUGGCUGAAGAGAGCCAGAAGAGGCUGGAGCAACAGAGGGCCACUGGAAAAGAUGACUUUGAGGUCCGAAAUAACAGCCAGGUGUACUUCUGUCGGUCCCUGGCCAUCGCCUACAUCGAGCACAGCUGUCUCCAGAGGUUCCAUGAGCUGGUUACAGAUGAGGACACACCAGUUGGUCUCAGAGCUGUCCUCAGCAGGCUGUGUGCUCUGUACGGACUGUGGAGCCUCAGCAACCACACAGCUACACUCUACCAGGGUGGUUACUUGAGUGGAGGGAAACCCACAGAGCUGAUGCAGAUGGCCAUUCUGACUCUCUGCUCUCAGCUCAAAGAUGAUGCAGUAGCAUUGGUGGAUGUUAUGGCACCUCCUGACUUCAUUCUCAAUUCACCCAUUGGCAACGCGGAUGGACAGCUUUACAAGAACCUGUGGUCGACAGUGAUGCAGGGCAACCAGGUGCUGGAGCGGCCGUCCUGGUGGAAAGAGUUCUGCUCAGACAAGCCUGUGGUCGGAUGCCUCCGUCCAAAACUCUAAAACUUACUAUCAGGUACAACCCUGGACAUGUGUCUGAAGUGUCCACUAUUGACGUGUAAUGCUAAGUGCAAUUUUAAAUGGAAUGUCCAUAUGUACACAACUUCUUGCCAAAACCGCACACCUGUCAGUUAAGGCACAGCUUAGUUAUUCUAAUGGCCAACACUUUUUAUACAUAGUAACUUUUCAAAUGUUUAUUAUAAACCCCUAAAUUCCUGUACACUCUGAAUGGACUGAACAACUAUUGAGCCCUAGCCCAAUGCUGAACAAAUUAGAGACGCCUUCAUCUCUAUAUGUAGAUACAGGUAUCUGCAUAUGAAUGCAGAAUCUUUAGGCAAAGGUACAAGAUUUUGGGUAUAGGAGUACUCCAGGUUUCUGUUUUCAGUCAGAGGCGUACUGACCAAUCACAUUUAUUUAGAAUCCAUGCAGGUAAACAGUCUCUGCGGAGAGCUGAACAGGUGGAAGGCAAUGGCCGAAAUGCGUUCUCAGAACCCAACGGCUGUCGUCCAACAAUAAUUCAGCUUUUCAUCAGCUUUUUAAGAAUUCAUUUAUACGCAGAUGACACCUGGUUGUAUUCCUGUGUCUCAAGUGCUUAGUGGACUCAAAACAGUGAAAGGUACAUGGAAGAGGAAGUCUUGGCCCCAAUAUCCACGGAACCCCCAAAAUAUUAGCUGUCGCCACCAGAGGCUAAAUCAUACCAGUGGCUAAUGGGUUCCAAAAAUGGAAAGACCUCAACGCUUAACACUUAUGGACACUCUUAUGAAAAUGCUGAGAAACCUUAGACCUGCUCACCAGCACAUUUUAAAAUCCUAAAAUCCUGCUGAUACUUUUAAAUGCUUUGACCACAUUCGAAAGGAUUCCAAAUGGAACCUGUCAAAGCUGUCCAACUGAAGUUAAAUUGCAGUUUUUUUCUGCAACAACAUACUUUUAUAUUUUGUGAAUUUUUAAGUAAUGCUCUGUCACUGGCCUAUCAGUAGCUGAGAUUGACGCUAACAGCCAGAGAGCAGCUAUGACUCAAAACACACAAAAUAAAAACACUUCAGGCAAACACUCACAUCAACCAGUUGUCUUUAACAAACCACUAAAUAAAGAUCCAGUUUGAAAGUGCACAGCCAACACUUAGCAUCUUGAGCUGACAAGCUAAUUAGCUAAUAGAACGAAAACAUACUUUCAAAUAUCUUCAUCGUUCCAUUUAGAAACUCAAUUAUAUGCUUUUAUUCUUCAACACCACUGCUAAUAAAACACUGCCCGGUCCUAGCUUGUAAGCUAAAGCUGCUAGCAUACAAGUGCAAAGAAAAUGUGUUUCAAGAUGGCGCCCCUUUUCUUCCUUUAAGUAAUAGGAUAAUAUUAUUGAUACAUUUUAAAAACAUUUGACAUAUUUUUUAUGUCCAUUGGACUUAAAAUAAUCUAUUCUUGCAUUUCAUCCCACUUCAUGAAUAUGAUUAAAUUUGAUUUGACACGACAUAUUUCACUUUACAUGUCCAAAAAUGACUGAGCCUUAUCGAAGCCUAUAUAAUGUUGUUGCCUAAACAAAUAAGAAGCCUCAUAACAUACAGGACAUCUGAGUGUGAUUUUUAGAUUAAUCUAAUGGAUGUGAAAUGUAUCAUAUAGGAUGUAAUAUUUUAAUGAAUGUAAAAAUUGUGUUAAUCUGUAGAUAAUGCACAGUUCCAUAUGACUCUGUAAAAACUGAUCACAGUUCUUAAAAUAAAGUGUUUUGAUAUAAACCCAAUGCAAAAUAAAUAUAUUUACUAAUA